This is a messenger RNA of Pelecanus crispus (Dalmatian pelican), 930 nucleotides long. Lineage: Eukaryota; Metazoa; Chordata; Aves; Pelecaniformes; Pelecanidae. The record is from RefSeq and is a predicted model, not a curated record.
AAGAAAGAGAAAGAUACAUGCAGUAAAGAUGAGACAGCAGUGCCAAAACUUCCAGUCCCACCACUGCAACAGACCUUACACAUGUACCUACAGUGCAUGAAACACUUGGUGCCAGAGGAGCAAUUCAGAAAGACCAAGGUCAUUGUGGAGCAGUUUGGAAUUGCAGGAGGCCUAGGGGAAUCCUUGCAGCAAAUCCUCGAGGAAAGAAGGGAAAAGACAACGAACUGGGUGUUUAACUACUGGCUGGAUGACAUGUACCUCAACAACCGGCUAGCUCUUCCAGUCAAUUCCAGCCCAGCAAUUAUCUUUGCUCGUCAGUAUUUCAAGGAUGUAAAUGACCAGCUGAGGUUUGCCGCCAAUCUCAUUUCAGGAGUGCAAGACUAUAAAGCUUUACUGGACACCCAUGCUUUACCUGUUGAUUUUGCUCGUGGACAGCUGUCUGGUCAUCCUCUCUGUAUGAAGCAAUACUAUGGACUCUUUUCUUCCUAUCGUCUUCCAGGACAUACCAAAGAUACCCUCGUGGCCCAGAAAAGCAGUGUAAUGCCAGAACCAGAGCAUAUCAUUGUUGCUUGUAACAAUCAGUUUUUUGUUUUGGAUGUUGUCAUUAAUUUCCGUCGUCUCAGUGAGGGAGAUCUUUUCACUCAGUUACGAAAGAUAGCCAAAAUGGCAGAGAAUGAAGAGGAAAUGCUGCCUCCAAUUGGCCUGCUGACAACAGACGGAAGAACAGAAUGGGCAGAGGCCAGGACGAUCCUUAUGAAAGACUCUACUAACCGCGACUCUCUUGACAUGAUUGAACGGUGCAUAUGCCUGGUGUGCCUGGACAGCCCAAGCGGGGUGGAACUCAAUGAUACAAACAUGGCAUUGCAACUGCUACAUGGGGGAGGCUACCAUAAAAACGGGGCCAAUCGCUGGUAUGACAAGCCUAUGCAG